AUGGAUUGUUUAAUUGCCUAUAAGUUUAUGAUUCCUGCAGGUGCAUAUGUCGAUCAUGAUAGUAUGAAAGAAUACCCAACUCAUGCAUGUGCAGAGGCAUCAUUUGACGUUGAAGCUCCAAGAGAAAAAUCGGAAAAUACGCCACUUUAUAUUUGUUCAAAACGAGGAUUAAGAAAAAAUUUUGUUCACAGAGAGCAUUUUGAAUUACCAAUACAUUUACGUUAUCAUGCUGCCACCGGAGAAGAUGCUGUAGUUACAGUGCAAGCCCCACAGCUACUUCUGAGAUGCAUGGAAAAUUCCACUUUUCUGACCAGUCACUGCAAAAAAUAUUCAGUUAAAGCGCCUUGUGAUUGUUUAAACGAAUCAUACUGCGAAUGGUUGAUGAUACCGUUAUUAGAGUAUAACACAGUACAAUUCAAAGUACCAACUGGAAAUGCAUCUUCAUUAAAAUUUGUUUUAUUCAUUACUAUUUUCGUUGUUAUUUGCUGUGCUAUAACAAUAGUUAUUGCUACAAUGAAAAAUGUUGUCAAAGUAAAAGUCAAGUAA
This is a messenger RNA of Brugia malayi, 546 nucleotides long. RefSeq lists its product as uncharacterized. The transcript has 4 exons. The coding region runs from base 1 to 546 and encodes 181 amino acids. Gene Ontology annotation, biological process: GPI anchor biosynthetic process. The record is from RefSeq and is a predicted model, not a curated record. Gene Ontology annotation, cellular component: endoplasmic reticulum membrane. Lineage: Eukaryota; Metazoa; Nematoda; Chromadorea; Rhabditida; Onchocercidae.